AACCAGCAUCAUGGCGCCCCAAUGUCUACAUUUACGGAAGGUGUCGAACUUGACAGAAAUUGCAUCUCAGGAAGUUUGAUUGGUACAUGCAGAGGGAAGACCCGUCUGACCUCAGCUGUGCUUGUUACAUAAUGUGUCUAGUAUAUUUACAUAAAAAAGUCCUGUCCUGCCCCCUCCUCCAGACCACGCUCGCGAGACUUUUGCAUCUGACCUUGAACUCUUGUCAUCCUACCCGUCAUGAACAUUGAUUCAUCAAGGCUAUUGGCGCUCUUUGUGUGUUUAGGGUUGGCAAUAUGUGUUGAGUCUCUAUCCGCGACAUGUCAACAGCUAUCCGCAUCGACGAAGAUCCAACAAUACCAGGGGAUUGAGAUAGAGUACACCCAGGAGCAACAAAACUAUUGGUCGACUGCUUGCAGCAACCUGAAGCCAGGCUGUAUCUUGGUUCCAACGAGUGCUAUAGAGGUUUCAACUAUUGUCACUGCCCUGCUCAAUAACAAAGAACAGUUUGCUGUUAAGUCGGGAGGACAUAACCCGAACAACUACUUUGCAAGCGUACAAGGUGGCCCUUUGAUCUCUACCAAAGGGCUAAAAGAAGUCGUGUACCACAAGGAGAACAAUACGGUCAGCGUCGGCCCCGGAAACAAAUGGGAAGAGGUUCACGAAGCUCUCGAGGGAACUGGAGUGACUGUCGUUGGGGGCCGCAUCGGGAAUGUCGGCGUGGGUGGCUAUCUUCUAGGAGGGGGGCUCAGUUUUCUCAGCACCCAAUACGGCUGGGCAUCGAACAAUAUAGUGUCAGCGGAGAUGGUACUUGCGAAUGGAUCGAUAGUAACCGCAUCCGAUACUUCCAAUCCGGACCUUUUUGCUGCCAUAAAAGGAGGUGGCAAUGCGUUCGGAAUCGUAACAAGGUAUAACUUGCAAGCGCAUGCAAUAGGACAGAUAUGGGGCGGGAACUUGGUAUUUGGCGGCGACAAAACAGACGAGAUACUCGCGGCGAUUCGAAACUUUACUGAGAAUUAUCAUGAUCCAAAGGCAGCCAUCAUCGCAACUUCGGAGUUGACUGUAUUGAACAGCGUCAACAUCUGGAUCUUUUUUCUGUUCUACGACGGGCCACAACCUCCAUCUGGAGUAUUUGAUGAAUUCUUAGAUAUCCAAUCGUCGCUCAACACUUGUAAGACGAGGUCCUACACCGACUUGCUGAAAGCGAACAACGUCUUCGUCUUGAAAGGUAGUGUCUACACUAUCGCUACGGAGACGACACCUCUUCCGCCAGCUGCAGCAGGCGCAAAGGUGAUGCGAUCUUACUAUGACCAUUGGUACAACACGUCAGCUGUAAAGUCAGGAAUAGCUGGGAUCAUUGCCUCGAUGGCUUUUCAGCCCAUACCGAAGUCACUAGCCCGGAUCAGCCGAGAGAGAGGUGGCGAUCUGCUGGAUCUCGACGAUGGGUUCGACAGAAUCAUCUUCGAGUUUGAUUACUCCUAUUUGUUCCAACUGGAUGACGCUGCAGUUGAUGAUACAAUGGUCAAAUUGUACACUGGUAUGAAGUCUCGUGUUGAUGGAUUUGUCCAAGACGGCACUCUUCCAGACGCCUACAGGCCCCUGUUCAUGAACGAUGGUUACUUUCGACAGGACUACUGGGGAAGAUUGAAGCCAGAGAAUAGAGAGUUGGCGGAAAGAGUGCGGACUUCGGUUGAUCCAGAGGGCUUGUUCCUCAACAGGACCGGAGGAUUCAAACUCUGAGUCCAAACCUUCCAAAUCCCAAGUAUGCAGACUUUAGCCCGCGUACUUUUGUGACUAGCUUUGGUAAUCAUUCAAAUUGCGCGGUGUUAGGCUAAACUUAUGUGCUCACACCGAGCUUCUCGCGAGCGAAUCAUUGACACCUCGUCGCCUCGGAUUCUGUUGAGUCUUGACCUCUAUCAAAAGGGCAAUAUGAAGUUGAGAUCAAAUGGCCUUUGGAGAAGACUUUGGGUAAGCUGGGAAGUUACGUAAGAGCUCGUCGUAUUACGCCGC
Colletotrichum scovillei is the source of this 2007-nucleotide messenger RNA. RefSeq names its product FAD binding domain-containing protein. Bases 238 to 1737 code for a protein of 499 amino acids. The transcript is spliced from 4 exons. The record is from RefSeq and is a predicted model, not a curated record. Gene Ontology annotation, molecular function: FAD binding. Lineage: Eukaryota; Fungi; Ascomycota; Sordariomycetes; Glomerellales; Glomerellaceae.